Octopus bimaculoides (California two-spot octopus) is the source of this 2747-nucleotide messenger RNA. RefSeq names its product tRNA (guanine(10)-N(2))-methyltransferase TRMT11. The record is from RefSeq and is a predicted model, not a curated record. Gene Ontology annotation, biological process: methylation. Lineage: Eukaryota; Metazoa; Mollusca; Cephalopoda; Octopoda; Octopodidae. Gene Ontology annotation, molecular function: tRNA (guanine(10)-N2)-methyltransferase activity; nucleic acid binding. Gene Ontology annotation, cellular component: cytoplasm.
UUUCUAAAGUAUUCAGAAAUUAAGCAAUAAACCGAUAAAUAUUUCAACAUUAUUGAGCUGGUAUUGUUCAUAGACUAAUGCUUUUAUAAUUGAUCUAAGCGUGGUCUGUAGUCGACAGGAGAUAAUAAAAAUAGUGAUCGAAUUGUUUAUUUCCCUUCUACACUGCCUUAUUUAUUGACUUAUAUUGCAUGGCUGCUGCCUCAGGCCAGAUAUAUGAAGAUGGGUGUGUAGCAAACUCAUAAGAGGCGGAGAGAGAACAUAGGUUCGUUUGCCCGAACAGGUGGAAUUGUUGAUUGCUCAUUGGUUAAAUUAACAAAAUUUUCACGGAACUGGAAGGCAAAAAAAGUAUUUCGAACAGAAAAAUUCUUUCAAAGAAGGAAACAAGCAUCCAAUUCCUUGUUCUAUUCCUUCUCCAUGUGAUAGUCAUAACCAUUACAAAAGUCUGCAAGUAAAAUCACUUCGAUCUUGAAAUGAGAGACCGGCCCUGUUUUCGAGGAUCGUUCUAUGAAAUUACAAGUUCAUUAAUGUUCUAAACACCAGCAUAAUAAAUAUUAAGUUGUUUUACUAAAUUCUUCAUUAUUUUCAAAAUUAAAUUAAACAAAGACAAAGUACUUCGACAGAAAUACUGUGUGAAAAAGCUUAAGUUUAUGGACUAUUAUUUUAGUGUGGACGUUCUACAAGCUACACCGACUAAUUGAAUUUCUGCGAACUUUUUCAUCACAAGCUAAAAAGAAAUGAAUUCGGCCAGCGUGUCCAGGUGCCGCUUUUUACUACAUUUUGCAAACGAACAUUUAGAUUUCCGUCUACCAGAACUGCACUCAGUUGCAGAAAUUCUGGGAAUACCACUAAAGAUCAAGGAAUAUGAAAGACAAACUAAGAGUCCAUUUCUGAUAGUCGAGGUACCAUCUGAAGAUAAUGUGAAGCAGUUACUGAAGAGAACCAUUUUGGUUAGGUCAGCAUAUGAACUGUGGGCCGAAGGGAAAACUCUAGAAAGCCUUAAUGAACGCCUCGCCAAGCUAAGUCCAGAAAUUACAGAACCAUACACAUCUGCAGACUCUACAUUUAAAAUUGUGGUAGAAGCAUUCAAUAAGAAAAUUCCUCCAAAAGAAAAGUUAGAGAAGAUUGAAUCCCUUCCUUGGACGGAAUUAGGAUUAAAAGGCAAAAUACGACUGGAGAAUCCUGACCACAGUUUCUACCUGUUGGAAUUCUAUGAAGAUGAAACAGGAAGCCACUCUGCGCUGAAACCAUCUUCUCUCUACUUUGGCCGAUUCAUUGCUGAAGGAAGCCGAGACCAGAUUCGACAUUACCACCUGCAGAACAGAUGCUUUAUAGGUAACACCAGCAUGGAUGCUGGGUUAUCCCUCAUAAUGGCUAACAUGGGGAAGGCUGCCAAAAACAAGCUGGUAUUCGAUCCUUUUGUUGGAACAGGAAGUUUAUUGGUGGCCUGUGCUCACUUUGGCAGUUAUGUGAUGGGGGCUGAUUUAGACUAUCUUCUUUUACAUGGCAAAGCUCGACCAUCUCGACAUAAUCAAAAGACAAGGGAUUCAAAUGAGAGCAUCCGCUCUAAUUUGAUCCAAUAUGGUGUCGGCCAUUUGUACAUCGAUGCCAUUAUUGCUGAUUCUUCCAAACACAAACUCUGGCGGAAGAACGAAAUCUUUGACGCCAUCAUCACAGACCCCCCCUAUGGCAUUAGGGAACCUGCCAAAAAAAUCUCUCCAAAUAACAGAAGAGCACAGUCACCUGAGAGAUGCCAGAAUCACCUUCCAUUAAAAACUCACUACCAACUCUCAGACAUUUUCAAAGACCUGCUCAAUUUUGCUGCCAAACAUCUAGUCUUAAAUGGCCGUCUAGUUUACUGGUUUCCUGUUUACCGUUCCGAGUACCAAGAUGAGAAUGUUCCAAUUCACCCUAACCUUGAACUGGUCGCUAACUCUGAGCAACCACUCUCGACAAAAGUGGGGCGACGUUUAAUUACCAUGGAAAAGAUCAAAAGUUACCAGGAAAACUCUGAAGAUUCAGGAUCAGCUUCAGUGAUAUUGGACCAUUAUGCAAAAUCAACUUUCCGACAGAAAUAUUUUGAAUCAUAUUGAGUCCAAGAGAAAAAGAGACACACAGACAUCCACUUCUUGAAUCAUGUAAUAAAACAUUCAGUUUUAUUUUUUAAAGAAACUUCAAGCAGUUUUCUUAUGUUUAUGUCUGUCACAAGGGUUUCAUUUGUAUGGCGAUAUCGAGCUUCCUACCAUCCUUCAGCUAUGCGGUUCAAGAUCCUCAUUUGUGAGGAGACUGCAAACAUUGAAUAUUGUAUAAAAAUUCGAAGCAGUAAUCAUCAUCUUCGGCGGCAGCGUUUAACAUUCACUUUCCAUGCUGGCAUGGGUUAGAUGGCUUGGCUGGAACUGGUUCCAGUCUGAUUUGGCAUGGUUUCUAUGGCUGGAUGCCCUUUCUAACGCCAACCAGUCCAAGAGUGUAAUGGGUGAUUUUUACGUGCCAGUUACACGACUCUGGCAUUGGCCACAACUACGAUCUGACUUGGCUUGACAGGUCUUCUCAAGCACAGCAUAUCACCAAAGGUCUCGGUCACUUGUCAUCACCUCCCAUCUGUGUGGGAGAACUUUUUAGUGACACGGGCAAAAAUUUCCAAUUAAAAAGGUCCAUGGGUGGAUCACAAGUUCUCUUAUAUCUGUGUAAAUCCUGUAUAGAUCUCUGUAUAAUUCGAUAUACAUUAAUAAAGAUAAGUUUAAUACAUUAAA